Messenger RNA from Fundulus heteroclitus (mummichog), 3561 nucleotides. It is a transcript of the gene map7d1a, whose product is annotated as MAP7 domain containing 1a. The record is from RefSeq and is a predicted model, not a curated record. Gene Ontology annotation, biological process: microtubule cytoskeleton organization. Bases 353 to 2695 code for a protein of 780 amino acids. NCBI's taxonomy places the organism in Eukaryota, Metazoa, Chordata, Actinopteri, Cyprinodontiformes, Fundulidae. Gene Ontology annotation, cellular component: microtubule cytoskeleton. The transcript is spliced from 19 exons.
AGAGCGGCGCAUCAGCUGUGCGGUCGUCGUGGAGAGAGAAACUUCUCUCUCCUCCUCCUCUUGUUUUUUAAUUCUCCCGGACAGCCUUUAAUUCCCAGCGGUGCACCCAGCUACCAGCGUUCUCGUCCACAGGCGCGUUCAGAGUAUUUAUCGCCGUUCUGGACCCACCGGGAGAGGAUUUCCCGGCUCUUUUUGACAACUGCAGCGACUCCACCAAGUUUCCCCCCCUCCUCCUCCUCCUCUUCCUCCCGGUUUCUGCCUAAGGAAUGAGAGGAUCGCCGGGGAGGAAGAGCCGAAACUCUCAGGUCUGAGCGAACAAAAGGGACAAAAACGGAGGGAACUGCUGCCGAGAAUGGAGGAAAAGACUUCCCCCGGAGCAACACCUCCGUGCUCGGCCCUAAAAACUACCUGUUUGAGGCCUGACCCAGAGGGAGAAAGCAGCCCCCUGAAGAUGGACAACACGCAGCCGACGGAGUCUCCGGUUAAAAAGGACACGGAUCGAAGACCGACGACCCCCGUGAAACCUGACCUCUCUCGAUCGCCUUGUUCUCCGGCAUCACCAGUGUCCAGGUCAAAAAGAGAUGUGUCGAAGUCGGAGGAGAGACAGAAGCUUGCUAAAGAGCGCCGGGAGGAGAAGGCCAGGUACCUCGAAGAGCUCAGCAAGUUGCAAGCUGCCAAAAAGAACCAGUGGCUGGAGAAGGAGGAGAAGGCGCGGCAGCUGAGGGAGCAGCAGCUGGAGGAGCGUCGCAGGAAGCUGGAGGAGCAGCGGAUCAAAGCCGAGAAACGUCGCGCCGCCCUGGAAGAGAGGCAGAAACAGAAACUGGAGAAGAACAAAGAACGCUACGAGGCAGCAAUCCACAGAUCGACUAAGAAGACGUGGGCAGAAAUCCGCCAGCAGAGAUGCUCAUGGGUCGGCACGGGGUCGCCGAACUCCAGCCAGAAAGAGAGCAGAUGCUCUGUCUCUGCGGUCAACCUGCCCAAACAUGUGGACUCUGUUAUAAACAAGCGACUCUCCAAGUCCUCGGCCACACUCUGGAACUCCCCCAGCAGAAAUCGAAGCCUCGCGCUGACUCCAUGGGAAAGCAGCAUCGUUGACCGGCUGAUGACGCCCACCCUGUCUUUCCUCGCCCGCAGCCGCAGCGCCGCUAGUGUCUUGAGCAAUGGAAAAGAUGGCCACUCUCCUCUAUGCCCUCGUUCGGCCUCAGCCAGCCCCCUCACCCUGUGCGCCCACCAGCCCCACCACCGCUGCUCUGACCGCUGGAGGGUGACGUCGAGCACGCCGGACAUCACUCAGCGGCAGCACAGACGAAGCUCCACACCCAUGGAUAAAAACAAGAAAGAGAAGAGAGACAAAGAACGGGAGAAUGAAAAGGAAAAAAAGGCCAUCACUAAAGAAAAGGUGCUGAAGAAGAGGCAGUCCCUGCCCAGUAUGAGACACAGACCGGAUCCAAGUCCAAGUCCUCUGUCGAGACAGCGACCGGCAUCCCCGGCCACACCCCGGCCCAGAAAUGCUUCUCCCAGCCCUGCCGGCUCCCCAAAGCCCCCGUCGACACGUGGGAGCUCGGCUACCCCUAAAGCCCGACCAAAGAGAGCCAGCACCCCGGCCAGAAUAGACCACCGAACCUCUUCCCCCGCCCCGCUCGAGAGAAUAAAGGAGCCUCGCAGGUCCUCCACUCCAGAGAGACGAAAGAGUUCUCCUGUCCCUCCUGCCAUCACGUUUUCGUCUGCCGCUUCCACGCCUCAAACGCCAAGCAUGGCAGCGGGCUCCAGCGGCGCUCCUUCCCAACCCGAGCCGGUGACUUCGGCAGCGUCUGUUCGCGCCGUGUCGCCUUCACCCUCUCCGUCAGCCAAGCCCAUGGCCGGCACCAACGACCCGGAGGAAGCUGCUCGCAUCCUGGCAGAGAAACGUCGGCAGGCCCGAGAGCAGCGAGAGAGGGAGGAGCAGGAGCGCCGUGAACAGGAGGAGAAGGAGAGGAUCCUGAGAGAGGAGCGAACAGCAAGAGAGGCAGAGGAGAGACAACGCAGGGAAGAGGAGGCCCGAGCCAUGGCUGAGGAGCAGCGGAGGAGGGACGAAGAACAGCGACUGCAGGAAGAGAAGGAGGCUCAGGAGAAGGCCAAAGCUGAGCAGGAGGAGAACCUACGCCUACAGAAACAGAAAGAGGAGGCUGAGGCGAGAGCCCGGGAGGAGGCGGAGAAGCAGCGACUGGAGAGGGAGAAACACUUCCAGAAGGAGGAGCAGGAGAGACUGGAGAGGAAAAAGCGUCUGGAGGAGAUCAUGAAGAGGACACGCAAGACUGAUGGGGGGGAAAAGAAAGAGACUAAAUCCAGUUCAGUCGCUUCGGCCAAUGACGGACAAGCAGAGAGCAGCAAAGGAUCUGCUGACUAUCAGCCGAAACUGGACGGGAGCCUGCAUAACAACAAGGCGGAGAACGGUCAGAGUGACGUCAAAGAAAGCCUCCCGGUGGUUAAUGGCCUCCAGCCCACCAGGCAUGAGAAUGGCAUGUCCUCUAAAGGAGACGCCGCCCACUUCCAAGACUUUGUCCACCUGACAAACCAGGACAACGCCACCAACGGAUCCCGGGACAACUCGGAGACCGGCUCGUCCGCUGAGCCCAUUCUCCCCUUUGACACUGAGGAGUCCUUCGUGAAGAAAGCGGGUCCCAUGAAGCCUCAGCAUGUUGCAGAGGUGCUGUGACAUCUUCCAGUGUUGGAGUGAUCCGGUCGCCUUAGAUUGUCCUGAACCCUGCCAACGUGACCUGUGCCAAUCGUAAAUCUUCAUCUAUGCUCUCAAAUGUAAAGCCGCCGCUCUGAAAAUGAAGGUUCCCACAGAAGAUGAACCAUUCGGGAGAAAAGGCGGAGCGCGCUGCUGCACAAGGAGCACAGGUGCAUCCGUUUCACCAUUUCUAAAGAUCUUCAUGCCACCGAUGCAGGACUCUACGACAUUCAGCGUCAUCCUUGCUUCCUGCUGACUAUAGCACAGAUGAAUAUUGUUUUAUUUGUUCUUUAGUUAUUUAAUGGAAAGAAGAAUAUAAAAGACUGGCCACCACGUCUGUGUGAAUACUGUAAAUGAACUGCGUGUCAGAGGAAGAAGGAACCACUCUGGUGAUUUAAAGCUCUACAAAAGGGAGUCUCGUCUGCCCAGAGCAGAUUGUCAAGUUAUAAUCCAGCUAUUCUACAGCCUGGUUUGUAUAAAGCUACAUGUAGCGUUUUUUUUUGUAAAGUAAAUAGGAAAACAUUUUGAAAUGCAAGCUGAUGAGAAGCGGCUUCUCGCCGUCUGUCCACUAGCUUUGAAUGAUUGUAUGAAAAAGCUGUAUGUACUAAUGAAGUAUUCAUCUCUGUUGCUGUUCAAAACAAAGUCAUCUUCCUACUAAAGGAUUUACUCCUGCCGUAGCCACGUGUCCUCCCACACUUGUUCAAGCAUGACAGUUUUUUCUCUCAUUUGCGUUGAGAUCCACUGAACCUGUAGGUGUUUGAAAAGCUAUUUGUGCUCUAAAUUGACUUUUGCUGUGUUGUAAGGUCAGUGGGAGUAUCCUAAAUCUUAAUAAAGACAGGCAGUCUAUG